AGUUAUCUCGGAUCACCUUCCAGGGAUUUACUAUCAGAAAAAUUUUAUGACGAUUUAAAUCACAAUACUGAUGGUUCAGAUAAAUACAUUAAGCAUUGUAAUUCAUUAAGUUCUGUGCACAAAGGAAGAAUUUUUAGAAUAUAUUGUGCCCAGCUGUUAAAAUAUUUAGAAACAAAAUAUAAAAAGCCACAUGAACAUAAUAACGAAUACGACGAUUGCACACUUUUAAACUAUUGGAUAAUCGGAAAAUUAGUUCAAUUUUAUGGUUCUAAUAGGGAUCGCUAUUUUCUCCAAGCAUUUGGUAAAUUGCAACUGAUAUGGAGUAGUAUUAUUCCUUAUGAUUCCAGCACAAAUUCUAAUAAUAUAUGUAAGCCUAUAUUUGAUAUCUAUAAACAGGAUGAUUGGUAUAAAAGAAAAGAAUUUUACGAUUAUUGUGUGGAUUACGAUACAGUUUUAAAAACUGCUAAUUUAUAUGAUAGUCAAUGCGAAGCAUAUUAUAAGUACAUUGAAAGUAAAAUUCCAAUAUAUGAAUAUAUUAAAAAACUCUGUACAUCAGAAAGUACAUAUGCAUGCCCGAAAUUUUAUGAGGAAUGUAAAGAAUUCGAUCCCAAAAUUUUGUUAUCUAAGCUAAAUUGUCAUAGUACAAUGCAAGAAAAAAGGCAGCUCUUGAAAAACUAUUAG
Plasmodium cynomolgi strain B is the source of this 681-nucleotide messenger RNA. RefSeq lists its product as hypothetical. NCBI's taxonomy places the organism in Eukaryota, Apicomplexa, Aconoidasida, Haemosporida, Plasmodiidae. The transcript has a single exon. The annotation marks the transcript as partial. The record is from RefSeq and is a predicted model, not a curated record.